Gasterosteus aculeatus aculeatus (three-spined stickleback) is the source of this 2311-nucleotide messenger RNA. RefSeq names its product solute carrier family 39 member 9 (gene slc39a9). Gene Ontology annotation, biological process: transmembrane transport; zinc ion transport. The record is from RefSeq and is a predicted model, not a curated record. Gene Ontology annotation, molecular function: metal ion transmembrane transporter activity. Gene Ontology annotation, cellular component: membrane. Lineage: Eukaryota; Metazoa; Chordata; Actinopteri; Perciformes; Gasterosteidae.
AAAUGAGUUGUGACCCGGAAGUACUUUCUUUCAGUACCAAACAGGAUGUACUGGUAGCUAGCUAGCUAGCUAGCUGCAAACCAAAUCGGUUGCAAGUAGCAUUGUGAUUGUUAUUGUUGUUGAGUGACAGUUGAAUCUGGAAAAAAAUACUUGAGGUAACGGAUGUUUGCAAUCCAGCAUUAACGUGUCGGGAUUCCGCAUUCGUGAGUUUAAGACCAGAGGAGCUACCGAAGCUAGUUACCUUAGCUUUGCUAACGUUGUCGAGGCCGGCCGCUGAAGCGUCUCAGAUUGGCGGUGGCUUGUUAACGUGGAUGUUUCGCAGCGACCUGAACUGUUUUACCAGAAACGGCGACGUGUGUUUAUUCAACUACUUCCCCCCCAACCAACAGCGACAGGCAAUGUCGUUUAACUCCACGAGCAGUGAAUAAAAGACGGUGCUAAGACCAUACGUGCUGGUUGCUUUUGAUGGUUUAGAAGAUUAGCUGAAGAUACAAGUGCAGUCAUGGACGAUUUUAGCUCGAUCAGCCUGCUGUCUCUUGCGAUGUUAGUGGGAUGUUACGUGGCCGGGACGAUACCUUUAGCAGUCAACUUCUCCGAGGAAAGGCUGAAGCUGAUCACGGUGCUCGGCGCGGGGCUGCUGUGUGGAACCGCACUGGCUGUCAUCAUCCCCGAGGGGGUCCACGCACUUUAUGAAGAAAUACUCGAAGGAGCACACCACAACCACGGCCAGGUGGGGGCCGUGGAGGUGUCCGAGACGAAGGGUGAAGUGGACGCGGCUCUGAGCGGCAGCCUGAAACAUGAGCACAGCCACGAGCAGCUGCACGCCUGCAUCGGAGUGUCUCUGGUUCUGGGCUUUGUCUUCAUGCUGCUGGUGGACCAGAUAGGCAGUUCUCACAUGCACAGCACAGAAGGCUUAGAUCCAGAGGCGGCGAGAGUGUCCUCCUCAAAAAUCACUACCACUCUGGGUCUGGUGGUCCACGCUGCAGCUGAUGGAGUGGCGCUGGGAGCUGCUGCCUCCACCUCUCAGACCAGCGUCCAGCUCAUUGUCUUUGUCGCCAUCAUGUUGCAUAAGGCCCCAGCAGCGUUCGGCCUGGUGUCCUUCCUGAUGCACGCCGGUCUCGAGAGGAACCGGAUCCGCAAACAUCUGUUGGUCUUCGCCCUGGCGGCGCCCGUCCUCGCCAUGCUCACCUUUUUAGGCCUCAGUCAAAGCAGCAAGGAGGCCCUGUCGGACUUCAACGCCACUGGCGUCGCCAUGCUCUUCUCCGCCGGCACCUUCCUCUACGUGGCCACCGUCCACGUCCUCCCGGAGGUCGGGGGCGGCAGCCACAGCCACGCCCCCGCGGGAGGGAACGGAGGGAAGGGACUGAGCAAGGUGGAGGUGGGAGCCCUGGUGCUGGGCUGCCUCAUUCCUCUGGUGCUGUCCGUCGGUCACCACCAUUAGACGCAGGGCGGAUUCCGAACGGGUGUACAGGGGGAGAGCGGAGAAAGGGACUUCGAACAUUGUGGAUCUAUAUGUCUUGUUGUCUGCUGAUGGACCUUGUGCUCGCCCAGGGGGGGGGAGGAGAGACCUCUCAUGAAUUAAACCUGAAACAAGGAAUGAAUGAUGGAGGGAAAUCGGAGGAGCAGCACUACAAUGUUUUUUUGUUUUUUUUUCUGACGACGAAACAUCUUCCAGCUACUGUCUGUGUCCAUUUAUUACACCACAAGUCCUUUUCUUUUAGAGGGACACGCCAGUGUCGGACCCUUUAGCUCUGUUCAAUCUGGUAACUGUGGAGUCGUCGUUAUUGUGCUUAUUGUUGAAAGAACCGACCUCUAAUCGUCACAGGGAUGUUUCACUAGAUUGCAGUUGCUUAGUGAGAUUUAGAUCAGAAUAAGACGGUUUUUGUACAGUGUAAAAUAUCUUUGCAACACUUGGACAAAAUGUGAGGUGAUUUUCAAGUGCCAUAUUAGCGAGCUGAAAGCGGGAGCUGGAAAGGACGUAACCACGGUGAUGGGAUGUCAACGACACACACAGAAUGGCCUCUGGUUUUGAACGGUCGCGUUCCUUCUGCCCUCAUUUCCAUUCACAACGCUGUGAUUCACCGACAUUCCCGACCGAUUCUCUCAACGGAGAUCUUUUUAUGGAGCAGGUGGAACAGGUGGGUCUGCUCCCGACAGACGUCUCUGGAUCGCCAGUUUGCCUUUUUGUGGGCCGUGUUUCUGCAUCGCAACAUGAACAGUCACUUUAAUUCUUUCCGUUUUACUUCUCUGGAUGUGCUUUUUUUAGUUUUCUUUAAUCAUAAAGAAGGUGAAGGGGACAAAAGUGAGUGUA